GCUGAAAGUCCCUCUCUACAUGCCAACACAAAAGCCUGAUUGCCUCAGAUUGUUUGUUUAUGUAAAUCAAAAGGGUGCCUUUAAUUCUGCAAGUGGGACUGCUAAGCAACGAAGGAGGUGGUGAUUGGCUGGACUCUCGCUCAUGGGCUACUGUCAAAUCUGACAAAUCCUAUUGCAUUUGCUCUAAGCUCUGUCUGGACACCUUAGGGAAAGAAUCUGGUUAUUAUGUACCAAAGUGAAUCGUCUGUACUCUUAGAGUAGGAGUUAGAACUAUAGGACGUGAAGGCAACAGAAGGUAUCUUACCAAGGACCUGCCCACUCAGUUUCCCCAAAGCUCCCUCCAGAUCGGACUCAACUGUUCAUCAUGACAGAUGCUCCAGUGACAUUUAUUCAGGCUGAGUGCAAUGGGGAUAAACCACCUGGAAAUGGUCAACAACCAAUCACUAAAAUCGAUGAGGAAUUGACUGAUGGGAAUGGCAUCCCACCACACUAUAGGGUAGCACCUGGUCUUGAAGAUUUACCCACAGAAGGAAAUCAGAAGGAAAGUGGAAAAUUACAAGGGAACCUGCAGCUCAACUGGGCCAGGGAUGAGAAGGUUCUAAAAGAAAAUCCAGAGGAGAACCUCUUUAUUGUUCAUAAGGCUGUCACAGAUCUUUCUCUCCAAGAGACAAGGGCUGAUGAAAUGGCAUUCAGAGAAGGGCAUCAGUGGGAGAAGAUUCCUCUGAGCAGUAGUAACCAGGAAGCAAGCAGACAGAAGCAAAGGAUUGCCAAACAACCUCUAGAAGAGAGAGAAGAAGAAGAUAGGAAGAACGAAGCUUUCCAGGCAACUGAAAUUGAAUGGCUGGGAUUUCGGAAACCUAGCCAAGUUGGCAUGCUGCAUUCUAAACAGGAAGAGGAGCAAGAGGUUUGGGAUAAAGAAAUGAAUAACGAUGAUGAUGAUGAUUGCCAAGAUGAUGAAGAUGAAGUUAGAGUGAUAGAAUUUAAGAAAAAACACGAAGAAGGUUCUCCAUUUAAAGAAGAAGAUGAGGCAAGUGAGGACUCCCCACUGAGCAGCGGCAGUCCCCAGCUGACACCUGAUGAGCAGCCAACCUUGGGGAAAAAGAGCGACAUCUCUAGGAAUGCUUAUUCACGGUACAACACGAUAUCCUACCGGAAAAUCAGGAAGGGGAACACCAAGCAGAGAAUCGAUGAGUUCGAGUCUAUGAUGCAUUUAUAAACUAACUGGAACUGAGAAAUUCUCACUCCCACUAAAGCAAAAGCUAAUUCUCUUGGCUUGAUAUGCAUAUUUCUAUGCCUUCUUUGAGUUACCCCCUUAAAAGACAUGGAAGCUUACUCUCUUUUUUUUUACCAUAGAAUGAGGAGGAAAUAACCCUAGACAAAAAAUUCUGUCUGGUAACCUCAAAUCAAAAAGCUUUAGAUUCAUUCUUGGGCAUGUGCUUUUAAAAAUUUCGCUAAUAUAGCAUUGUGUGAUAAGCAGUCAGUCUCACUGGGUAACCUGGCAUGAUUUGGCUUUAAAAGUAGCAUUGCUGGGAAAGGUAGUCUUCAUAUGAAAGAGUGAAAUGAUUUCUAUGUUUCUUUUAGUGUCUUUCUUCCUGUACAAUGGGGUGAUGGAGAGUGUGGAAUUAAAACUCUCUUAGUUUUAAACAUGAUUUUACAGACUCUGGCAGUAAACCUUCCAGAAUUCUUUACCUUUCCUAUUAUCAUCAAAAAAGAUUUUAAGUAGUUUUCUUUGGCAUCUACAGAGUGAAAAUUCUAAAGGCCUUCUUCCUAGCUACUACCACUCAUGGAAUCUUCUCGCCAGAGGGGGCUGUGCAAUUGUCAGUCAGGAGAAUUGUGUUUUCUAAACGUUGGCUUUAUGCUUUCAAACUGAAUUAAACCCAUUGUGAGGUUGAUACAGGGAGGGGCUAGAAGAUUGGUGGGCAAUAGACUAAAGAGUUUUAUUGGAUAGUUUUAUUUCUGUGACUGAAAAUAAAAUCUUGUCUAGCACAGUAAAAGUCAUUAAAAAUAAAAAUGACAGCUUUAGCACAAUUUUAAGAAAAUGCCCCUCUUUAUUACCACACUUUCUCUUAUUAACAGUAUCUCAGAAUAAUUUUCUUUCCUUAGAAACCUGAGACAACGCUAGUCAUAACUGUACUAGUUACUAUGAAAAUGGAAAUAAUUAGCUUAGAAUAUUUUCAAAGUGGAGCGUGAGCAUGUAUUUUUAGUGAGAAAGCUCUGAUAGUUGUUGGGAAUAUAUAAUUUACUGGACCUCAGCCCAAAUCAAGAUGCUUAAAAUUGUACUUGUGGAGCUUCACUCAAACCAAUGUGUCAAAUAAUGUAUUGAAUAUUUAUGAAAAGAGAGUCUAUAUUUAUAUUCUUAGAUAGUUUGUUCCACAAUUUUUCAUUUUAUGCUUCCGUAUAUAUUACCCUGAACUUUCUGUCACCACAAAGAUUUUUUUGGCCCUGAAAAUAAGAAGACAAUUCCUUAUUGUCUGAAUGUAAUACAGUCUUCAUUGUACUAUUCAACCCUUUGUUUAUUUCUUUUCAUUUUGUGAAAAAUCCUGGGUUAGUCCUUCUUAGAUUAUUGCUUAUUUAUGUGUAACAAGUCCCACACAUUCUAAUAACAACUUCUUUAAUUCUUCCUGGUCAUAUAUUUCCAAAGUAUCAUAUACUAUUAUUUAGCAUUUACAAGAGUCAAUUUUGAAUUCAGAAUUGAAGUGUUCCUUUUAUACUUUCAAAAACAAAACAAACAAAAAAAAAACUUAACAGCCUAGCCAUAUAAAAGAGUUCUGUUACUCUUAAUCUAUAGAACCUAUAGAUUUCAUUUGUGACUAUGUGAGUUUUCAGAAUAAAGUGAGGGAAAUCAGGUCUUUAUUGGUAAAGUUAGGUAGAAGAUUGAGGCACUAGGAAAGUUUCCUGUUAAUUUAGAGCCUGUGAAUCUUCCCACCUGGACAACAUAUUUUUUUUCUGGAUUAUAGAUGACCCCUGCAAUUUUCUACUUAACUUCAAAGCCCAGUAUUGUGUUAUCUGUCAUGUAACAGGACCAUAUUAUUUACCUACCUUCAAAAGAGCUUGUACUUUGAGUUACUCCAACAAAGGUGAUGAAUUCCUGCAGAACUUGAGCGAGGUGAGUGGCCUGCGGCUAUGUACUAUGGUAAAGCAACUGUCUCUUAUGGGACUCUAAUAUAUAUAUAUAGUAACCCUGUUCUGUCUAAUUUUGUGCUCUCACCAGACAAUUAACUAUGAAAGAUUUUGUCAACAGAGACUAUUUUAGGGUAUGUUAAAUUGGUAAAUGCUUCAUGUUCAUGGAUGAGGCAAUGCAGUUCCAAAAGAGCACUGAAACUGUUCUUUGGCAUUGGUGUUCUUUGGCAUUGGUGUCCAUUGUCCUAUACUGCCAUCUUUCACCAAGGCCACAGAGUUAAGUGACCGUAAGUAAUAGGAUGGUGAUGGUUAAUCCUUGGAGUCUUUGUAACCUAGAAAGACAAGGGUCCGAUUCAGAUUGCAUGGGGGAUAUUUAACAUAUUUGAAACUUAUAUGGAACAUGAUUAAGAACAAAAACUGGUAACUACACAUGAAGCUUUAUUUGAGUUUUUGUGAUUCAAGGUUCAGGAGUGGGAAGGACUCUGGUACCUGGUAGGAGGAAGAAAUAAUUUAUUACACAAAUGCGGAUAUUUGUUACAUGACUUUUUGUUUUGUUUUGUUGCUGAACAGGAAUUAAUAAUAGCUCUAUUGCUCUGCCAGUAUAAAAUUUACCUUUCAUAUAAUGCUAUAUUUGAAAACACAGAUUUUGCCAGAAUUUUUCUCUUUCUAUCUAUCUGCAAUUUAAAUAAAGAACUGCUGUGUCUGCUUUUCUCUCAAUAAAAGUUUGUGUCUUUA
Microcebus murinus (gray mouse lemur) is the source of this 3855-nucleotide messenger RNA. RefSeq names its product ermin (gene ERMN). Gene Ontology annotation, biological process: actin filament organization; morphogenesis of a branching structure; regulation of cell projection organization. The record is from RefSeq and is a predicted model, not a curated record. Gene Ontology annotation, cellular component: neuronal cell body; paranode region of axon; internode region of axon. NCBI's taxonomy places the organism in Eukaryota, Metazoa, Chordata, Mammalia, Primates, Cheirogaleidae. Gene Ontology annotation, molecular function: actin filament binding.